Molecule: messenger RNA, 693 nt
Organism: Frieseomelitta varia
Lineage: Eukaryota; Metazoa; Arthropoda; Insecta; Hymenoptera; Apidae
Product: lymphocyte expansion molecule-like
Exons: 4
Coding region: 43-693 (216 amino acids)
Source: RefSeq, a predicted model, not a curated record
AUUGUUUGUUCAGGAUAUACAAGAAAAUGCCCGUAUUACUACAUGGACAAAAGAAGACGAGAAGGACAGUCUUCGGUUCCAACUUUUGAAUACGAUGGCCUGCGGCCUAGAUUUUACACUGUUCCUAAGCCUUGGGUGUUGCCUUGCAAUUUAUACGACGUGAAAGAUUCAAAAUCUCUUGAAGCCUAUUUGCAAAAGUGUACUGGGAAAAAGGGACCGUACGACUUGUUCACAGGGCCGAGGGACGAAAGUACAAUCAAAGGCUAUUUUGCAACUGUAAAAUUGGAAGAUCGUGGCGCCUGGCCUACAUCAUUACCAGGAGAAAUGGGCAAACUGUUGCGUAAAUCAAAUUAUUAUAAAGGACGUUGGAGCACUUGUCCAAGAUUUGCAAAAGUGUCAGGCAGCAGAAUGAUGUUGAAGAAUAUAGCAAUAUGUUACAAAGAUCCGAAGGAACCAGGACCUGGCCAUUAUAAUCCAAAGACGUUAAGAAAACCGAAAAAUAUGAAAAAUUAUCCUUUCGACAUAAACGUUGAUUUUAUCUGGCCAUGUCCGUCGUGGGAAAUUCACCCUGGUCCAGCAAGAUACAAAAUCAAAGAUACCAAGACUAUAAAAGGAAAUGGAUGGACCUCUGUCUUCAAGAGCAAAGCACCACGAACACAUUUUAUUAUUAUUCCUACUUAUAACGCUUUCUAA